Molecule: messenger RNA, 1044 nt
Organism: Symbiodinium pilosum
Lineage: Eukaryota; Dinophyceae; Suessiales; Symbiodiniaceae
Source: the annotation of a GenBank genome assembly
AUGGCAAAAUAUUGCUGUCACAGUUGGCAACUGCGUGUCCGGCUGCCAUGGGCGCAGCGAUGGCUGCACCCGGGAAGGCCAGCCUCCACAGCGCAGCGGGCUGCUUCAUUGGGAGAUGAAGCCGCGGUUCCCUGGGUGCCCUGGGCGCCAUUGCUACGCUGUGUAGCACUGACUGGCUGCAGCGUCCGAGCUGCAAGGCAGCUGGUGGCCUUAGGGCGGGUAGCAAUUGAUGGACGAACGGCUCGAGAUGAGAUGGAAAUGGUGGAAAACUCUCAAGUGGUUACCGUUCUAGGCAAGCCGAAGCGUGGCGUCAUUCAGAAGCAGGCAGUGCCUCCACGGAAAGAGGUAUACAUAAAAAUGCACAAGCCGCGCGGGGUCAUCUGCUCCCAUGUCCGGGAGUUGGAGGGCACGCCUAUAAUUUCGGAUUUGUAUCCGGCUGGCGCGGAAGAAUGUCAUUGCGUCGGCAGACUGGAUUCUAGAAGCGAAGGCCUGCUGCUUGUCACUUCUGACGGCUUCUUCACAAGGUCAGCUGCCAUGCCAGAGACGCACGUGGAGAAAGAGUACGUGGUACUGAUAGGUGCCAACUUCGGACCCAAUGAAAGCUUCCACCAGCCCACAGAUGCAACCUUAAAGCAGCUGACUGACGGAGUGGAUUUGUUUGAUGGGAAGCCACCCGCCAUCGCUUUGAGGGCGGAAAUGAUGCAGUUGGACGCGUCGUUGGGUCUAGCAAGGCUGAAGCUCGUGGUGGACUCAGGCCGCUACCACCUUGUCCGACGUAUGGUGGCAGCCCUUGGUUACAGCUGCAAGCAGCUGAUCCGCACCCGGAUUGGGUCCAUGCACGGCAUCCCUAUCUGCCCAGCUGGAUUGGCGCAGGCUGCCUUGCAGGACGUUGACACUUCACCCCGCGUAGCUCGGGCCGAGGAAGGUGCAAGCGAGGCGUUGAACCCGGGACAGUAUGCCAAGCUCACGAUGGAGGAGGUUGCGGCUGUUUACCACAGGGGGUUAAAGUGGCUGGAUCACGUUCAAGCCGUGAAGUUCGCAUAG